AUGCCUCUAGAAGGAGUCAAAAAUAUCAUCCUGAUCCUCUCCGGCAAAGGAGGCGUCGGUAAAUCCUCCGUCACCCUCCAACUUGCGCUCGCCCUCUCGUUACAAGGAAAAUCCGUCGGAAUUCUCGACAUCGACUUAACAGGCCCUUCCAUCCCACGCCUCGUAGGCCUCGAGGGCGCAAAGAUCACACAGUCGCCGAACGGAUGGGUACCAGUACCGGUGCAUGGAUCCAGCCUUACAAGUGAUGCCGCGACAGCGGGCGGUAGCACUGGCGAGGGCAGCACAAACGGAACUGCUACAGAAACAGGGAAACCAAGAGGAAGCCUCCGUUGCAUGUCCCUAGGUUUUCUCCUCCGCGACCGCGGCGACGCCGUAAUCUGGCGCGGGCCCAAGAAAACAGCUAUGAUCAGACAAUUCCUCACGGACGUAUACUGGGGCCAAACGGACUAUUUGCUCGUCGAUACGCCACCGGGGACAAGUGACGAGCAUAUUGCGCUUGCGGAGGAACUUCUCAAAAUAUCUACGACUGCUGUGAACCCUGAUGGCUCUACUAUUAAUGGUUUGCCUCGGCUCACGGGUGCGGUGCUGGUGACGACUCCGCAGGCGAUUGCGACAUCGGAUGUGCGCAAGGAGGUGAAUUUCUGUGUGAAGACGAAUAUACCGACGUUGGGAGUUGUUGAGAAUAUGUCGGGCUAUACGUGUCCUUGUUGCGGGGAGGUGAGUAAUUUGUUUUCGAGUGGUGGCGGGGAGGUUAUGGCGCAGGAGAUGGGAGUGAGGUUUUUGGGGAGGGUGCCAGUUGAUGUGCAGUUCGGGGAGCUGGUAGAGGGGAAGAAUCAAGAUGAAAGUGAAGAUGAGGAGGAUGGGACUGGGACUGGGGAUGUGGAUAAGAUGGAGGAGGUGGAUGAGAGGCUGUUGGUGGAGAGGUAUAGGGAGUGUUGGUCAUAUGGGCGGUUCGAAGGGUUUGCGAAGACAUUGAUAGGAGAGAUUGAGGGGUGA
Messenger RNA from Aspergillus puulaauensis, 996 nucleotides. RefSeq names its product Mrp/NBP35 family ATP-binding protein (gene CFD1). The record is from RefSeq and is a predicted model, not a curated record. Gene Ontology annotation, molecular function: 4 iron, 4 sulfur cluster binding; ATP-dependent FeS chaperone activity; ATP binding. Lineage: Eukaryota; Fungi; Ascomycota; Eurotiomycetes; Eurotiales; Aspergillaceae. The transcript has 2 exons. Gene Ontology annotation, cellular component: cytosol. The coding region runs from base 1 to 996 and encodes 331 amino acids. Gene Ontology annotation, biological process: iron-sulfur cluster assembly.